This is a messenger RNA of Periconia digitata, 1579 nucleotides long. Lineage: Eukaryota; Fungi; Ascomycota; Dothideomycetes; Pleosporales; Periconiaceae. The record is from the annotation of a GenBank genome assembly.
ACAACUUAUCACGACCCCCUUGCUCCCAUCCCAAAUCCCGAAUCCCAAGUCCAUUCCUUCCCGCCUCGCCGACCCAAACAACCCAGUCCAGUGCCCUCUCCCGCCCCCAAUCAACGCACCUCACCUCACCACAUGUCAAAGCACUGCACUUUACCAUAGCAAGAAUCCCUCAAACACCACCUCGCUUAACAAGCCCAGACAUUGAUCGCUCGUGUUAACGAGGUACCUAGUUCCAGGCCCUUGGGAACCGGACAGACGAAGGGAUGAUGUGCGCGCACGAGUCGUGUAGAGGUGUGAGAUGUGAGGUGAGUCGGCAGAUUAUUGUGGGGGUGUUUUCGGGGGGGCCUGGUUUUGGGGUUUGUGCACUGUUGCACGCUGGGAUGGGAGAUAGCAUAGGGUUCAUGGCAAUAUAUCGUGCGGGAUGUUGUCUAUGUACCUUGUUGGGGAUCAAUACUUGCUACGAGGGUCGAGGGGGUGUCUCGUUUGACGUCAAUUGCAACUUUUUCUCUCUAUAGCGUAGACAAUUUGUAAUUUUUUUCGGGCAUUGCUUUGCACUGUUCAAUUGCAGUUUGGCAUACAUCUACGUCUGUUCUCUCUUUUUCAGCACUCUAGUAAACACCCUUUUUUUCAAACGAGAGAGGAUCCUUUCUCGCGUAUUUGUGACGAGUCGGGUAUCAAGCUCGCAUUAGCUUAGCCACAUCACGACUCUUUCUGAAGCGGCCGACCGUCCUCGAAAAGGGAAAGGAAGAGAAAGAAAAAAAAAUAGGCCCGCGAUAAGUAACUACAAACACCGAAUUUGUUCUCUAUCUGUGUCUCGCGGCGCUAAAAGACAUUCAGCUGAACCCUCUCUGUACUCUUAGCUAGACCCCUAAAUCAAGACAAGAGUACCCACCAAGGCCCCAUCAUCGCCCGUCUCCCAAUCUCGAAGCGUUAGAAGAAGACACAACGGGAAGGCAAGGUGGCGCAAAGUCAAUCCUAGACCGGCAUCGCGGGUAUGAUGCAGCAAGUGACAGCGCAACUAAUGUCGACGCCUCCGACACAUGGCGGCUACAAUUUCGUGUUAGCCCUCGUGUUCGCUUGAGAGGAAGCAGCCGCAUGUCAAUGGCUGGGCCCCGACGAUGUACGUGGCUGACUCGCCAGGUACGGACUCGUUAUCAUUGGUGUUUUCCUCUGGACGGGAGAAAGAAAAAAAGCAAGGAAGAUGCAAGUUGGACUUGUGAGUCGGUGUUGAAACGGGUCGGUCGCUGUACAAUUUGUGAUGUGUUGAGGGUUUGUGCUGUUUGAAGGGUCUCCUUUAAGGAUAUGUGCGACAUUUCGCACAUGGAGAGAAAAGCAACAAACGAAUUGCUCUUGAUGUUGAACAUGUGCAUGUAGGGCUGAACGAUGCCGCAUCAAGCAUUCUUCGUCAUUUUUUUCCUCCCUUUACAUCGAUCUCCUUUCCAAACCCCCACGUUCUCACGAUCCUAUCACCCCCCACUCCUGCCUGGACCCGGGUCCAAGGGAUUCCGACAUCUCAGGUACUCCUUCCGACGCCACCAAAGAAAGAUAUUUUUAUACAUCCCUGACCAUUAAAUCAAUA